Molecule: messenger RNA, 1599 nt
Organism: Sphenostylis stenocarpa
Lineage: Eukaryota; Viridiplantae; Streptophyta; Magnoliopsida; Fabales; Fabaceae
Source: the annotation of a GenBank genome assembly
AUGGGUGGAAAUGGCAAGCACAGGUGGAAAAUCUCCUUCCACCGUUCCUCUUCCCAAUCCUCCAAGCUGGACCCCAAGCUCCCUCCCAAGGAAUUCACAUGCCCCAUUUCCGGCUCCUUAAUGUCCGACCCGGUUGUCGUCGCUUCGGGCCAAACCUUCGAACGCCUCGCCGUUCAAGUCUGCAAGGACCUCGGCUUCUCCCCCAAGCUAGAAGACGGGACCCGACCCGAUUUCUCAACAGUAAUCCCUAACUUAGCCAUCAAAACGACAAUCCUCAACUGGUGCGACAAGUCCCACACACAACACCCGCGCGCACCCGAUUACAACUCCCUCCAGCGCCACGUCAGACAAGCAAUGGCCGCGUCAGGGGAACAAAACGAACAAGGAGAAGACCGAAUUAGGGUUUCCGAAAAGGAGCUUCUCAACGCGGUCGCGGAUAACCCCCCCGUCAUUUUCUCCCACGCCGCCACUGAGUUAGGUCCCCGAGUUAACCACUUUAACUCGGGAUCCUCCUCUGAGGAAUCGGUCAUUAUUCCGCCCAGCCCUGGAACGCCGUUACCGUUAACCAUUCGUCCAAUCUGCUUAUCCUCCUCCUCCUCAUCCUGCGAGAUAGAAAUCGAAAACCCUAGCGCGCCGGUAACAGAGGAAGAAGAAAGAAUAUUGAAGAAACUGAAGAGCAGCGAGGUGUUUGAGCAAGAAGAAGGCGUAAUCUCGCUGAGGAAGAUCACGAGGAGCAAAGAGGAGGCUAGGGUUUCGUUCUGCACGCCGCGGGUACUUUUGCCGCUGCGCGGUUUGAUUGCUUCCCGAUACGGCGUCGUACAGGUCAACGCGGUGGCGUCGCUGGUGAACCUCUCGCUGGAAAAGCAGAACAAGGUGAAGAUCGUGAGGUCAGGGUUUGUUCCGUUUUUAAUCGAUGUUUUGAAGGGGGGAUUGGGUGAGUCACAAGAGCACGCUGCGGGCGCGCUUUUCAGUUUAGCGUUGGAUGAUGAUAAUAAAAUGGCGAUUGGCGUUCUCGGCGCGUUGCAGCCGCUGAUGCACGCGCUGCGUGCCGAGUCCGAGCGGACUCGGCACGACUCGGCGCUUGCUUUGUAUCAUUUGAGCCUUGUUCAGAGUAACCGAGUGAAGCUGGUGAAACUGGGGGCGGUGCCGACGCUUUUGUCGAUGGUGGUGGCGGGGAACUUGGCGAGCCGGGUGCUGCUGAUUCUGUGCAACCUGGCUGUGAGCACGGAGGGGCGAACGGCGAUGCUGGAUGCGAACGCGGUGGAAUGUUUGGUGGGGUUUUUGAGGGAAAACGAGUUGGACUCGGAGGCGACGCGGGAAAAUUGCGUGGCGGCGCUGUACGCGCUGAGUCAUAGGAGCUUGAGGUUCAAAGGGUUGGCAAAGGACGCAAGGGUUGUGGAGGUAUUGAAGGAGGUUGAACAAACGGGAACGGAAAGGGCCAGGGAGAAGGCCAGGAAGGUGUUGCACAUGUUGAGAACUGUGGGCGAUGGAGAUGGUGAUGAAGGCGAGGAAUUUUUUGACUCGGCCGGGUUGAUGCGGAAUCGAUACCGUGUUGGUGCGGCCAGGAACCAUAACAUCGUCAACACGACCACGUUUUAG